UCCACCAGUGUCGUACACUUGAGUACAGACGACAAAAAAGAUGGAUGUUGACGUGUCAAAAAAUGUGGACGAUCUUGUUCAAAAAGUUUCGUUACAUAUCCCGCGACCCACAAUUGUUCAUGGAUAUUCAGUUCCCUUCAUAUUUUUGUAUGGACUUUGGUUUUAUUUGUGGGUUUUCGUUUAUGGGGUUGAAGAGUACCCAGAAGCAGGAUGGAUUACGUUGGCCGGCAUUGGACUAAUCCAAAUUUUAGUUUCACUAUCGUGUUACUGGUCCGUUCACAUAAGAACGCUUCUUACUUGUUCGAAUACUUCCGAUCCGUUAAAAGCAAUUUAUGUAAAAGUUGUCCCCACGCCUAACAAUGGUGCAUCUCAACUUGUAGCAAUUCAUAAAGCAAAGGAUGUCCAAGGAGAAACUAAAAUUUGGUUUGUUUUUCAAAAAACCAGAUAUAACUGGGAUUUUGAAGAUAAAUGUUUCAAAGGAACAGUUUUUCCCAUUACCCAUAGUUAUCAGAAUUACUUGGAUUGGAAAGGUUAUCAAAAUGACAAUGAGAUAAAUGAAGCUGAAAAUAACUUUGGCAAAAAUGAGUUAGAAAUGGUUGUACCAGAAUUCAUGGAACUUUUUUUGGAGAGAGCAACAGCACCAUUUUUUGUUUUUCAAGUAUUCUGUGUUUGCCUUUGGUGUUUGGAUGCCUAUUGGUAUUAUUCCAUCUUUACAUUACUUAUGUUGGUUGCUUUCGAAUGCACUCUUGUUCAGCAACAGUUGCGCAACAUGUCCGAAAUUAGGAAAAUGGGCAACAAGCCAUAUUCAGUUCAGGUUUAUCGUAGCAAAAAAUGGCAAAUGAUCUCAAGUGAUCAACUAGUUCCUGGUGACUUAGUUUCCGUCAGUCGUUCCUCAGAUGAUUCAUUGUUAGUUCCAUGCGACAUGCUACUUCUUCGCGGACCAUGUAUUGUUGAUGAAUCGUUGCUAACUGGAGAAUCAGUUCCCCAAAUGAAGGAACCACUAGAAAAUCUAGCUUCUGAUGAGCUCAAUCGUUGUUUGGAUCUGGAAGAUGAAAGCAGGCUCCACAUAUUGUUUGGAGGAACCCGUAUAGUUCAACACACUUCACCAGCAAAAACAACUGGACAACUUAAAUCUCCCGACGGAGGCUGCAUUGCCUAUGUUCUUCGUAACAGCUUUAACACUUCUCAGGGAAAAUUGCUACGUACAAUUUUGUUUGGCGUAAAACGCGUCACGGCCAACAAUCUGGAAACUUUCGGGUUCAUCAUUUUCCUUUUAUUUUUCGCAAUCUUGGCUUCGGGUUACUUGUGGAUUAAAGGCACUGAAGAUCCCAACCGUAACCGUUACAAACUGUUUUUGGAGUGCACAUUGAUUUUAACAUCAGUGGUGCCUCCAGAACUGCCUAUUGAACUGUCGCUAGCCGUCAACACUUCAUUAGUCCAACUUACCAAACUUGGAGUUUAUUGCACCGAGCCUUUUAGAAUCCCAUUCGCUGGCCGGAUUGAAAUGUGCUGCUUUGAUAAAACUGGGACCUUGACCAAUGAUAACCUCGUCGUUGAAGGUAUCGCAGGUCUCGACAAUAGUGACCCGGCAGUUGUACAAAGCAUAAAUGAAGUACCUCUGGAAACAUUGCAAACGUUGGCUACAUGCCAUUCGCUCAUUCACCUGGACGAAGGUUUAGUUGGCGACCCUCUAGAAAAAGCUACACUGACAGCAAUUGAUUGGACGUUAACGAGAGGUGACGCGCUGAUACCUAACAGUAAAUCGGUUAGGAGCCCAGCCUUAAAAAUAGCUCAAAGAUAUCACUUCAGCAGUGCUCUGAAGCGAAUGGCUGUUGUAGCCGGUUACACCUUAUCUGGCUCUACGGACGUAAACUACAUAGCCUCCGUAAAAGGAGCUCCUGAGACCUUAAGAUCUAUGUUCGUCUCGGUGCCUCCUAGUUAUGACGAGGUCUACUUAGCGAUGUCCCGCAAAGGAGCUAGAGUCUUGGCCCUGGGCUACCGUAACCUGGGCAUGUUAAGUCAUCAAGCAGUUCGGUCACUGAAGCGUGACACCGUUGAAUCGGAGCUUAAAUUUGCCGGUUUCUUGAUUCUUUCGUGUCCGUUGAAGAAAGAUUCUCUAGCGGUUAUACGAGAAAUUGUUUCAUCAUCGCAUCGUGUCGUAAUGAUAACCGGGGAUAAUCCUUUAACUGCGUGCCAUGUUGCAAAGGUGCUAAAAUUUGCAAAGAAAGCAUCUACCUUGAUUCUGAGUUGUGUUAACAACGAUUGGAUAUGGCAAAGUGUUGACCAAGAUGUGGAGCUUCCACUGAUACCAUCCGACCUAAAACGUUUCACAUCCGACUAUGUGCUUUGCAUUACGGGUGUGGGCCUUACUCACUUGCAUAAUGCGCAUCCUGAAUUUUACCAGCGUAUUUUACCCCACAUCCGCGUUUAUGCCCGCGUGAACCCCAAACAGAAGGAAUUAAUUAUUACUUCGUUGAACGGACUCGGCUACGCCACCUUAAUGUGCGGAGACGGAACUAAUGAUGUAGGAGCAUUGAAACAUGCUCAUGUCGGUGUCGCUAUUCUAUCCCACCUACCAGAAUCUACGUCCAAAUCGAAAAAAGUCGAAGACAAAACGAAAGAAACAGAAGUGAAUAUCGCAAGCCAGGAAAAAAAUAAAAGACUAGUUUCACGUCACGGUGAAAAGGGAAGAUCCGUUCCUGGUUCUCACGAUGUUGUUCAUGCCUUGGAUCCUCGCUUGGAGCGCCUAAACAGGGCACAAGUUCAGUUGCAACAAAUGAUGAAAGAUAUGGAAGAGCAAGAGCGAGCCCAACUAGUCAAACUAGGAGACGCGUCUAUUGCUGCCCCGUUUACAUCCAAAAUGAGCUCUAUCCAAAGCAUUUGCCACGUCAUCAAACAGGGUCGCUGUACGCUGGUCACUACUUUGCAAAUGUUUAAAAUCCUAGCAUUGAACGCCCUUGUAUUGGCUUACAGUCAAUCUGUCCUCUAUCUCGAGGGAGUGAAAUUUAGUGACGGACAGGCCACGUUGCAAGGCUUGCUCUUGGCAGCUUGUUUCCUAUUCAUUUCCCGAUCAAAGCCUCUCAAGCAUCUGUCGCGAAAUCGGCCUUUACCCAACAUUUUCAAUUCCUACACUAUCUUGACUGUACUACUUCAAUUCUUGGUCCAUUUUUCCAGUUUAGUAUUCUUGGUUCAACAAUCGUCGAUGCGCUUACCACCAAGAGAAUCCCCUUUCCCCGAUUUAGACAAGGAAUUUGAACCCAAUCUCCUCAAUAGUACCGUUUACAUCAUAAGUAUGGCUCUUCAAGUAUCGACAAUCGCCGUCAACUAUCGAGGUCAUCCCUUUAUGGAAAGUCUUAAAGAAAAUCGCGCCUUGCUCUACAGUUUGGUGGGAACUGGAUCGUUUAUUCUGGGUCUAGUUCUUGGCUUGAUGCCAGAAAUUAACCAAGAAUUUGGAAUAGUAGAAUUCGAGCCUCAAUACCGCAAUCUACUCGCGGGAGUUCUCUUGGCCGAUUUUAUUCUUGCUUUCGUGGUAGAUCGAAUUUGUUUGUUCAUUUUUGGCGAAGGGAAAUUAAAAAUUGAAAUUGAAUAAAAAUGUAAACCUUGAAAGAUCAAUACAAGUAAAUUAAAACGG
Molecule: messenger RNA, 3631 nt
Organism: Daphnia carinata
Lineage: Eukaryota; Metazoa; Arthropoda; Branchiopoda; Diplostraca; Daphniidae
Product: endoplasmic reticulum transmembrane helix translocase-like
Exons: 10
Coding region: 41-3589 (1182 amino acids)
Biological process (GO): intracellular calcium ion homeostasis
Cellular component (GO): endoplasmic reticulum membrane
Molecular function (GO): nucleotide binding; P-type ion transporter activity
Source: RefSeq, a predicted model, not a curated record